Molecule: messenger RNA, 975 nt
Organism: Ceraceosorus bombacis
Lineage: Eukaryota; Fungi; Basidiomycota; Exobasidiomycetes; Ceraceosorales; Ceraceosoraceae
Source: the annotation of a GenBank genome assembly
AUGACGUCUACCGCUCCAGCCGCAUCUGUGGCCUCGCACUCCUCGGACGCAUCUCUCACUUCUGCUCAAGGCGCCACGAGCCAAUCGCAAUCCUCGACUGCCCACACUACGAUCUCGUCCAAUCCUUCUGCUCACGUAGUCAACAGUGCACCGCUUACCUCAGCUCUUCCUCAGGCCCAGGCCCAGGUUCAGACGCAGCCAGUGGUAGCAUCUGUGAUCGAGUGUCCUGCCUUAACGCCCCUGCAUCUCAUAGCUCCAGGCGUGUCAUACCUCUCCAUGCCCUCCCUCUUGUCCCUGCUACCACCAGACACUAACCGUGGUCCUGCUGCUUCCUCCAGCGCUGGCGUCCUCGACCACAAUUCGGCGUAUCAUGACACUGUCAACAUGAACGGGUCAACGAGCCACGCGCAAGAUCAACAGAUCGACGUGUCCUUCUUGGACAUGCUCAACCUCAAGAUGUUGAUGCUGCUCUCGCCAGAACGGCCAUCCGCAAGACUAUGCAGAUGGGCACAUGCAAGCCGAGUCAAGAUGGUUCAUUUCGGCCUCGGUCCUUGUCCCGUCUCAGCACGCCCUGUCGCCAAAGGCGCCGCCGCCGCACCAACGAGCGCACGAGACCAGCUUACUCGGGCAGGCGAGGAUCAGCACGAAGACAGGGAAGCGCACGACACGGAGAGAUUGAUCAAAGAAGCGCUAGAGUUGAUUUUGGAUCGUCACAAUCUUCCUAUCCUGGUAGUGGACACCUCAGGCGCAAAUGAGGGGGCCCUACUGCUGGGCUGCUUUCGUCGCUUGCAGGGACGAAACUUCGCCAACAUUUGCGCAGAGUAUAGGUCCAUCGCUGGUUCCAGGGCCAAGACGACCAGCGAGAGGUUCAUCGAAAUGUUCGACACCGACCUCAUCGCGCUGCCUCCACCGGACCGCUUGCCCGAUUGGUGGAAUGAGCAGUUGGAGGAUGAUGAAGUGGACGGGAGCGUGUGA